UUUGUUUUUUUGUGCCAAUUACAUUCUUUGCUCUGAUUGCAUUGCCACAUUAAAGCCCGUCAUUGGGUGAGUGACAGUGCCAGAGAGGUCGAUGUGGAUGACACAGAGUGUUUCUCUGCUUGGGACGACUUAGAACGAUAUCGCUGUGAAGUACAUUGACAGACAUGGGAUCUAGCGAUUCCCAACCAGAGUACCGACCACCACCACCUCCACCACCACCACCUUUGGUUGAAAAACCAUGGAGGGAGCAGGAAUUUAACACAAGCAUAAAGAAGGAACUUCUAGAAGAAAUCCGAAACUACAAGAGUUUGAUAGUGUCAGUGGAACAGCCCAGAAUCCUCCUGGUUGGGCAGAUUGGAGCUGGUAAAAGCAGCUUCUUCAAUUCGGUGAACAGCGUCUUUAGAGGUCAUGUGAUUAUGCAGGCCACAUCUGGGUAUGGAGACACCAGUGUAAGCAAAAAGGUAAGUGAGGGUUAGAAAGAAGAGCUGUGCUGUACAGACUCUUUAAACCUUUCAGUGUCUCCACCUUAUUUAUUUAAUGCUGUGGGUCACUGCUGG
Messenger RNA from Polypterus senegalus (gray bichir), 557 nucleotides. RefSeq names its product interferon-induced protein 44-like. The record is from RefSeq and is a predicted model, not a curated record. The transcript has 4 exons. NCBI's taxonomy places the organism in Eukaryota, Metazoa, Chordata, Cladistia, Polypteriformes, Polypteridae. Bases 165 to 476 code for a protein of 103 amino acids.